AUGAGGACCAUGUCCCCUGACUAUGACUCUCUGGCAGAUUCCAGUGUUGGAUCUCUCCUCCCCUCAGGACUCCAGUUGUUCACCUCGCCUCCCAUCAUGACUCCAGUGGAGGACUCUUCUCCCCUCAUGACUCCAGUGGAGGACUCUCCUCCCCUCAGGACUCCAGUGGUGGACCUCUCCUCCCCUCAUGACUCUAGUGUGGUGGACCUCUCCUCUCCUCAGGACUCCAGUGAUGGACCUCUCCUCCUCUCAGAACUCCAGUGGUGGACCUCUCCUCUCCUCAGGACUCCAGUGGUGGACUCUCCUCCCCUCAGGACUCCAGUGGUGGACCUCACCACCCCUCAGGACUCCAGUAGUGGACCUCUCCUCCUCUCAGAACUCCAGUGGUGGACCUCUCCUCCCCUCAGGACUCCAGUAGUGGACCUCUCCUCCUCUCAGAACUCCAAUGGUGGUGGAGCUGGAGAGCACCAGACUGGUGAUUUGGUACCCAGACCGGUAGGUCCUCUCCUCAUAGGACCAACCUCCAACCUAGACCUCAACACCUCCUCAGCCUCCCAGUACGCCGCCACAGGGCCCAGGAGGAUGGCUCCCAUUAAUGGUGAUGAGUGUUUCUUCUGGAGGACCACUGGCUGCCUGAAUGACUACCCAGACUACCCUGACCACCCAGACUACCCUGACCACCCUGACCACCCAGACCACCCAGACUACCCAGACCACCCUGACCACCCUGAACACCCAGACUACCCUGACUACCCAGACCACCCAGACUACCCUGACCACCCAGACCACCCAGACUACCCUGACCACCCUGACCCACUGACCACCCUGAACACCACGCACCGGAUUCUGGGUCAGAAUAGCAGCAUUGUGACCUACACCAAGAAUAGUAUCUGUACCUUGAAGGGGUCAACAGUGGAUGUGUCCUGCUCUUACACAUAUCCCAGAGGUCAAACAGUCACAACAACCACAUGGUAUAAAUGGAAUAGUUUGACCUGGACUCAAAUCCAAGAUAAAUAUGAGGAUCGUAUAGAGUACCGGGGGAAUAAGGAGAAUGACUGCACCCUGAGAAUCACAGACCUGAGAGAGGAGGAUUCAGCAUCAUAUUACUUCGCAUUUACAACAGGCUCAAGGACAUCUGGCUCAGAUGUCACUCUCUCUGUCACAGAUCUAAAGGUGACUGGGGGAAUGUGGACAAGAGGGGAGUAUUGGACGACACUGACCUGUAGCACCACCUGUACUCUGACUGACAACCCCACCUACAUCUGGUACAAGAACGGACACAAAGUAAAGGAGGACACUUCCAGCCUGGACUCAGACUCCUUUAGUGAUGCAGACAGUUACUCCUGUGCUGUAAAAGGCCAUGAGGAUCUCCUCUCUCCUGCAGUGUUUGUCCAGGGUCAGAGCUGCAACAGAGUGACUUACACCAAGAGGAGAAUCUGUGUCUUGAAGGGGUCAACAGUGGACAUAUCAUGUACUUAUUUCAGUCUUUAUAACAUCACAUCAUCACUCUGGUUUAGUCCAAAACAGAGUGACAGCUGGAGGGAUGAGUUGAUCCCUGAGGACCUAACCACAGACCCAGGGUAUGCAGGUCGUGUGGAGUAUGUUGGAGAGAAGGAGAGAGGUCACUCCACCCUGAGAAUCACAGAUCUGAGAGAGGAGGACUCUGCUGAGUACAAGUUCAUAUUCAACACACAAACCUCAGGAUGGGGGUACAGCUUCCCUGGAACAACUCUGACUGUCACAGACCUGCAGGUGAAGGUGACUCCUGCCACAGAGGCAGGGAAGAGGACACUGACCUGUAUCACCACCUGUACUCUGACUGACAACUCCACCUACAUCUGGUACAAGAAUGGACACAAAGUAAAGGAGGACACUUCCAGACUGGACUCAGACUCCUUUAGUGAUGCAGACAGUUACUCCUGUGCUGUAAAAGGCCAUGAGGAUCUCCACUCUCCUGCAGAGUUUGUUGUUGACAGUACAUUUUCAAUGGACUCCCCCAUGAGUGUCUUUCAGAGCCCACUGGUCAAGUGUUGGAGUGUGACUUACACCCAUCAGAAUAUCCGUGCCUUGAAGGGGUCAACAGUGGACAUAUCCUGCUCUUACACAUGUCCCAGUUACCAUGAGAUCAAACAAGCUUUCUGGUUUACUAAAUGGUCUGGUAUGGAGGCUGAAGAUCUGAGCUCAGUGCCAGGGUAUGAAGUCAGCAGUGAGGAUACAGGCAGAUACUCCUGUGCUGUAGAAGGACAUGAGGAUCUCCCCUCUGCUGAAGAGACUCUCACUGUCACAUAUGGAACAAAGAACACCUCAGUAUCAGUCAGUCCCUCUGGUGACAUAGUGGAGGGCAGUUCAGUGACUCUGACCUGCAGCAGUGAUGCCAACCCACCCGUGGACAAAUACACCUGGUACAAGAAGAACGUAACCUCACCAAAAGCAUCAGGACAGAGUUACAGCAUCACUAUCAUCAGCUCUGAGGACAGAGGAGAAUAUUACUGUGAAGCUAGAAACAUUAGAGGGACAGAGACUUCCAUCCCUGUCCAUAUUAAUGUCAUCUGUAAGUAUGUCAUGUUCUGUCUAUUUCUGGUGCUCUGUGAGAUGACAGAUUUGACAGGUAUGAAAUAUAAACACAUGUACACAUGGAUUGUACAUUGUAUAUCUGUGGUAGUAGAGUGUGUGGGGAGAGAGAGUAUCAGAGUUCGACAAGAGAGAUUAUAUGCCUCUGUCAACUUCAAGACUCCCAACAUGUCCACUUGCACCUUUGAGAGGCUAAAGAUGUCAGGUCAUAUCCAGAGUCUGCAGGUCGUGCAGUACAAUAGGAACACAGAGAACCACCACACCAUGACAAUAACACACCUGACAGAGAAGGACUCGGCUGAAUACAAAUUCAGAAUAAUAACAACAGAAGAGGGGAGAUUUUCUGGUCUUCCUGGUGUGAUGUUGACUGUCACAGAUAUCCUGUUGGAGAUGGAUCCUACGUCUGUGUCAGAGGGGGAGAGAGUCACACUGAGAUGUAGAACCAAAUGUACAGUCAGUCUCAACCCCACCUACAUCUGGUACAUGAACGGACAAAGUCUGACCAACCCAAUCACCAGUUAUAACAGCCUGAUCCUAGACCCAGUCACCAGUUAUAACAGCCUGAUCCUAGACCCAGUCAGCAGUGAGGAUGCAGGGAACUACUCCUGUGCUGUAGAAGGAUUAGAGAGAAUCCUCUCUCCAGAAGAGUCUCUCACUGUCAGAUAUGGUCCAAGGAACACCUCAGUGUCAGUCAGUCCCUCUGGUGAAAUAGUGGAGGGCAGUUCAGUGACUUUGACCUGCAGCAGUGAUGCCAACCCACCUGUGGACAAAUACACCUGGUACAAGAAGAACGUAGCCUCACCAAAAGCAUCAGGACAGAGUUACAUCAUCACUAACAUCAUCUCUGAGGACAGAGGAGAAUAUUACUGUGAGGCUGAGAAUAAAUAUGGACGUCUCAACUCUUCUUCUGUGCCUGUGGACGUUCAGUAUGGCCCAAAGAACACCUCAGUAUCAGUCAGUCCCUCUGGUGAAAUAGUGGAGGGCAGUUCAGUGACUCUGACCUGCAGCAGUGAUGCCAACCCACCUGUGGACAAAUACACCUGGUACAAGAAGAACGUAACCUCACCAAAAGCAUCAGGACAGAGUUACAGCAUCACUAACAUCAUCUCUGAGGACAGAGGAGAAUAUUACUGUGAGGCCCAGAAUGGAAGAGGAUCUAUGAACUCUACAGCUCUGAUGAUCAUUGUAGCAGGGAAACAGACCUCAGUUCUGACUGCAGCUGUAGGAAUCAUAGUGGUUGUUCUGGUUCUCAUCCUCUGUUUCUCUGGAUUCAUGUGGUUCAGGAGAUCCACAGGAGGAAGUGAUGCCACAGCAGACACACAGAGUGUCCGUCCUGACUGUAACAGUGACACGUACACAGCUCUGAACAUGAGGACCAUGUCCCCUGACUACGACACUCUGAUAAGUGUCCAUCCUGACCCUAACAGUGAUACGUACACACCUCUGAACAUAAAGACCAGGUCAACAGAGUAUGACACCCUGGCAAGUAUCACCACAGAACCUGGACUGAAGAGAAGCACCACAGAACCUGGACUGAAGAGAACAAUCACAGAUCCUGGACUGAAGAGAAGCAUCACAGAACCUCGAUGGAAGAGAACCAUCACAGAUCCUGGACUGAAGAGAAGCACCAUAGAUCCUGGACUGAAGAGAACCAUCACAGAUCCUGGACUGAAGAGAACCAUCACAGAUCCUGGACUGAAGAGAACCAUCACACAUCCUGGACUGAAGAGAACCACCACAGAUCCUGGACUGAAGAGAACCACCAACAUUGAACCUGGACUGAAAAUGAUCACCACACAACCUGGACUGAAGAUUCCAAUACAAAACGAGUUAAACAGUGUUUCCUCCGACACAUUGGUGCCUGCUGUUUGUCCUCCUGUCCAAGGGGUGGAGCUGGAGAGCACCAGGCUGGUGAUCAGGUACCCAGACCGCUGGAUGCAGAGAACCCCUCACUCUCCUCAGAAGACCAACCCUAUAGGCCUCAACACCUCCUCAGCCUCCCAGUACGCCUCCACAUGGGUCAACAGUGGACAUAUUUGGGAUUUUACACAUCCCAGUUGGCAUAACGUCACAGAAGUGUCCUGGUUCAACAAAUGGGAGUCUGGUGUCAAUAAAGACCUGAGCCUGAACCCAGAAUACUUCUUCUCUGAGCUGAUGGUCAAGGGUGUGUACACCAGUAGAGGCAUCUGUUCCUUGAUACCAUCAGUGGACCUGCCCCUGCACUACCAUAUAUCCCACAGUCACCAGAACAGCCUGAUCCCUAGACCCAUCACCAGUUAUCUGAUCCUAGAAGUCACAAUCACAAUCACCAGUUAUAACAGCCUGAUCCUAGACCCAGUCACCAGUUAUAACAGCCUGAUCCUAGACCCAGUCACCAGUUAUAACAGCCUGAUCCUAGACCCAGUCACCAGUUAUAACAGCCUGAUCCUAGACCCAGUCACCAGUUAUAACAGCCUGAUCCUAGACCCAGUCAGCAGUGAGGAUGCAGGGAACUACUCCUGUGCUGUAGAAGGAUUAGAGAGAAUCCUCUCUCCAGAAGAGUCUCUCACUGUCAGAUAUGGUCCAAGGAACACCUCAGUGUCAGUCAGUCCCUCUGGUGAAAUAGUGGAGGGCAGUUCAGUGACUUUGACCUGCAGCAGUGAUGCCAACCCACCUGUGGACAAAUACACCUGGUACAAGAAGAACGUAGCCUCACCAAAAGCAUCAGGACAGAGUUACAUCAUCACUAACAUCAUCUCUGAGGACAGAGGAGAAUAUUACUGUGAGGCCCAGAAUGGAAGAGGAUCUAUGAACUCUACAGCUCUGAUGAUCAUUGUAGCAGGGAAACAGACCUCAGUUCUGACUGCAGCUGUAGGAAUCAUAGUGGUUGUUCUGAUUCUCAUCCUCUGUCUCUCUGGACUCAUGUGGUUCAGGAGAUUCACAGGAGGAAGUGAUCCUUCAACAGACACACAGAGUGUCCAUCCUGACUGUAACAGUGACACGUACACAGCUCUGAACAUGAGGACCAGGUCACCAGAGUAUGACACCCUGGCAAAUGUGAGGGGAAUCUCCCACUGAAGAGAAGCACCACAGAACCUGGACUGAAGAGAACCACCACAGAUCCUGGACUGAAGAGAACCACCGACAUUGAACCUGGACUGAAAAUGAUCACCACACAACCUGGACUGAAGGUUCCUAUACAAAACGAGGCCUUACACCUCUAUUCUAUUGCUGCCAUAUCUAGAAGUUUUUACACACCAUGAACUUUAACUUUUCAGUAAAUACUGGAAUAUAUAUUUUGGAAUGGAAUAUAUUGAUGAUAAAUGAGAUGUGUUAUAUUGUUUUAAUGUAAAUAGCCACAUUUUCUUGUGUACCAAUCUGUUAACUAUCUUUAGUUUUAUUUCUGAUCUUUUUCUAUGGGAUUUUGUCAUAUACAGAUGUUUUAUAACAUCAAUAGUCCUACUUUCCUCAGCAACUAAUGUGGAUCAUAUUGAAAACAGCUUUUUAAUAUUUUUAGCUCUUGGGCCAAGUUUCUCCAGAUGUGUUUCAUGAUGAUUGACUUUGUAUUGCUGUCAGAUAUUAUUACUCAUUUUAUAUUAUGUAAUAACAUAUUUUUCCUUGUCAUGAUAUAUUUUUUAUUUUAAAAUAAAUGUAAUCAGUCCAUUAUUAUAAUUUCCAACAUUUUGGUAGGCUAUUUGUUAGUCAACUUGUCAAUCAUUUCUAAAUACAUGCAGUGACGACACAUCAUUCAAGGCAGCUGAGGCAGAGCUAAAUCUGUUUUCAGCCUCAUGGUUAGCUUUUUUUGUUGCUUGUUUUGCAUAUUUUGAAAUUAAUAUGUGACAUAUCAGUUUGCAAAUGAAGUUAAGAAAUAAAUAAAGCAUUGAGUUAAUAAAGUCGCAUAGAAACA
Molecule: messenger RNA, 6457 nt
Organism: Oncorhynchus nerka (sockeye salmon)
Lineage: Eukaryota; Metazoa; Chordata; Actinopteri; Salmoniformes; Salmonidae
Exons: 33
Coding region: 1-5628 (1875 amino acids)
Source: RefSeq, a predicted model, not a curated record